Molecule: messenger RNA, 1832 nt
Organism: Manihot esculenta (cassava)
Lineage: Eukaryota; Viridiplantae; Streptophyta; Magnoliopsida; Malpighiales; Euphorbiaceae
Product: capsanthin/capsorubin synthase, chromoplastic
Exons: 1
Coding region: 178-1671 (497 amino acids)
Biological process (GO): carotenoid biosynthetic process
Molecular function (GO): oxidoreductase activity, acting on paired donors, with incorporation or reduction of molecular oxygen
Source: RefSeq, a predicted model, not a curated record
UUGUUAUUAUUAUUUUAUGCAUCUUAAUUUGGGCCAAAUUCGGUGAAGGUAUCCUUGCUUUCCUCGACGCUUCGAUCCCUCUUUGUCCAUGUCUCCCACCUCAUUUCUUUAUUUUAAACCAAUAGUUUUCACUUCCAUUCAACACUUUUAAGUCCUUCUUGCUCAUCUUUCUCUUUAAUGGGGACUCUUCUCCGGUUAUUUUCACCUCCUCCUACUAAAGCUUCUCACAUAAACCAUAUAAAGAACCCUGUCUCUGUUUUCUCUUCUCCAACACCCACUAUCACGUUUUCAAGAAAUUCAAACUGCAGAAUCCGCAGCAGCAAGUUUGGAAGCUUUCUUGAAUUGAAACCCGAAUCAACACCUGACUUCUUAGAUUUUGAUCUCUCCUGGUUUGAUCCGGCUGCUCGAUCCCGCUUUGAUGUCAUCAUUAUUGGUACCGGACCGGCUGGCCUCCGCCUCGCUGAGCAAGUUUCAGGCUAUGGAAUUAAGGUAUGCUGCGUUGAUCCUUCACCACUUUCGAUGUGGCCUAAUAAUUACGGUGUCUGGGUUGAUGAGUUUGAAAGCUUGGGGCUUUUAGAUUGUCUGGACAAAACAUGGCCUAUGGCUUGUGUAUUCAUAGAUGAUCACAAGACCAAGUACUUAGACCGACCCUAUGGUCGUGUUAGUAGGAAGAAAUUGAAGACGAAAUUAAUUGAGAAGUGUGUCUCAAAUGAUGUUAAAUUUCAUAAGGCUAAGGUUUGGAAAGUGGAACAUGAAGAGUUUGAGUCUUCAGUUAUUUGUGAUGAUGGGAAUGAGCUUAAAGCAAGCUUAGUUGUGGAUGCAAGUGGUUUUGCUAGUCCUUUCAUCCAGUAUAAUAAGCCAAGGAACCAUGGGUAUCAGAUUGCCCAUGGUAUAUUAGCAGAAGUGGACUGUCACCCAUUUGACUUAGACAAGAUGAUUCUCAUGGAUUGGAGAGAUUCCCAUAUGGGAAAUGAACCUUAUUUGCGAGCAAGCAAUUCAAAAUUUCCAACCUUUUUGUAUGCCAUGCCAUUUGAUUCCAAUUUGAUAUUUUUAGAAGAGACUUCUCUGGUCAGUCGGCCUGUGUUAUCCUACAUGGAGGUGAAGAGAAGGAUGGUGGCGAGGUUGAGGCAUUUAGGAAUCAGGGUGAAGAGAGUAAUAGAAGAUGAGAAAUGUUUGAUUCCAAUGGGAGGACCCCUUCCUAGCAUCCCACAAAGUGUGAUGGCUAUUGGUGGAACUUCAGGGGUAGUCCACCCAUCAACUGGGUAUAUGGUGGCUCGAACAAUGGCCUUAGCCCCAGUUGCGGCUGAUGCCAUUGCAGAGUGCCUUGGCUCAACCAGAAUGAUAAGAGGAAAGCCACUUUAUAAUAGAGUGUGGAAUGGGUUGUGGCCACUGGAGAAGAGGUGUGAAAGAGAAUUUUACUCUUUUGGGAUGGAGACCCUUUUGAAACUUGAUUUGAAAGGUAGCAGGAGUUUCUUUGAUGCUUUCUUUGAUUUGGAUCCUUAUUAUUUGCAAGGGUUUCUCUCCUCAAAGUUGUCUUUAGGGGAGCUUGCGUUGUUGAGCUUAUCUGUAUUUGGAAAUGCCUCAAAUUCUUCCAGGUUUGAUAUUGUUACAAAAUGUCCUGUACCCCUAGUUAGAAUGAUGGGUAAUUUAGCACUUGAAACCAUUUUAUAAAGAUUUCUGUCACUGUAGAAGAACGAUUCUUAAUCAUUUUCGCUUGUGUUAGCCUCUAUUUGAAAUAAAUCAUUUAUAUCGUUUAUAAAAAAUAAAAAAAAACUGAAUUGAAUUUUUGUAACUUUAUUAGAUUAAUAUACAAGAAUGACAGCAUUUAAGGC